AUGCAUAAAUUAAAAAUAGGCCUGCACUGUCUUAAUAAGGAGCACAGAUUUACAAUACCACCACGAUCAAGUCUAAGAUCACAAAUUGAAUUAUCUUUAAAUCCAGUAUUGGACAAUCACCAGUCGUCUCAUCCGUCGUUAUUGGGUGAUAAAUAUGACCGAGAUUCAAAUAUAUUUGCUGAACACAAAUCAAGUAAAAUGCAUUCUAAAUUACUGGAAAAUGAUAGAAUCAUGCCAAAAUAUAAUGUUAGUGUACGGAUAUUACAUGAUGAAGAUGGUGAUGACGAAAAUGAAGACGAUGAAGACGAAGAUGAUGGAGACGAUGAAGAUGAUUAUGAAGAUGAAGAAGAUGAGGAGGAAGAAAAUGUAGAUGAUGAAGAUGGAGAUGAUGAAAUUGAUUCACAUGUUUCCUUAGCUUAUCUUAAAGAAGAAUCACAGCAUUGCAGAGCAAUCAUUGUUACAAAUACUAAUAAUGAAGACAUAUUUAGUCGAGAACUAUCUUCAGAACUGCCUAUAAUAGAACAAAAAAAGUAUUCAAAAGAAAUGGUUUUAGAUUUUGUGAACGACAAAAAUAUAGUUGAAGUUGAUUUUAAAUUAAAGGAACAGAAGUGCGAUAAACGAGGGCGAAACAUUGAAAGAUGUUCGAAGACAUCUCUAAAAGAAUUGAAACAUUUGACAGCAGAUACUUGUAAAAGUAUUUCAACGAAAGGUCUUGAAGUCUUUUCGGAUAACAAUGAAAAAAAAACAGGUUCAAUGUCAGAAAAACUUUCUGCCGACCAACAAAAUACUAAAACUUAUCAGAAUGCUAUUUCGAAAUUAAAAUUUUUCAUGAAAGAUGAAUCAUUUAGUGGUAAUACUACUAUAAGUAUUAAAACAACAGAAAAUGAG
Messenger RNA from Copidosoma floridanum, 888 nucleotides. RefSeq names its product transcriptional regulator additional sex combs (gene Asx). Gene Ontology annotation, molecular function: chromatin binding; DNA binding. Lineage: Eukaryota; Metazoa; Arthropoda; Insecta; Hymenoptera; Encyrtidae. Gene Ontology annotation, cellular component: PR-DUB complex. Gene Ontology annotation, biological process: animal organ morphogenesis; positive regulation of transcription by RNA polymerase II. The record is from RefSeq and is a predicted model, not a curated record.